AUGUCCAUCACCGAGGUGAUUCAGCCGGCCAUCUACCCUUCAUUCGCCGCUGCCGCUGCUGCCUCGACUUCGGGCUCUAGCUCCAGCUUCAGAACCAUCUCGAAACCCAUCGCAGCCAGUCUUUCCUCACUCUCGUUACCCCUAUCUACUUCGACAACAAUAAAGAUGCCCAUCGAUCCACAAGCUCUCAAGCAGGACUUUGACGCCAGUGUCGACAAGAUGCGCUUCGCGACCAAUGCGCCGACGCCCGGUGGUGACAUCGUGCUCGGAUCUGGAUCCGCGUCGCUGCAGAGUUCUCCGUCGCAGGCGAUGCUCAUGAACGGCGGAGGUCGCGCCAGCAGCAUACCCGGCUCAAUGAUGAUGAACGAUGCGAUGACUGGUGGACCCAUCAACGCGAAUGAUCCUUCCAACUACGGUCCUGGUGGCUUUGGCGGUGCCGCGGCGUCGUUCAUUUCGCCCAACGUGCCCGAGAUGCAGCAGCAGCCGUUGGGCGCUUUCGGUCCAGCUUCGCCAUUCUUCGGUGCCGCGACUCUUCCACCGCCACCACAAGUCGGCAGCUUUGGUGGGUCUCCUGCACUCUCGUCGAACGGCUUCUCGAGCCCCUUCCUCGGCCAACCCGGUCAGGCAACGUUCGAGGGCCACUCUACACCGCAGCAGCAGCAGAAUCAAAACCGCCGAGGUGUGGCGCAGUCGACUAGCCCCUAUGCCACGUUCGGAUCGCCGGCCCAUGCGAACGGGCCAACGCCGAACAAUGGCCAGCCUGGCUUCAACGCGACUGGCUUGAAUGGCUACGGCUCGCCCUCGAUGAUGGGGAUGAUGUCGCCGAUGAUGAGCAUGACCUCGCCUCAGCUUGGCGCUCCCAUUGCGAACCAGGGCGGCUUCAACUCGGGCCAGCCUAACAACUUCCCGAUGAUGCCUACGGCCAACAACCUCGCCAGUCUGGGCCACAGCAAUCUCAACCCUACGCCAACAGUAAGUGUCCUGCCCGAAAUAUUCAUCGAAUCUCCGACCCUAUGAUCCGCAAAGCUGACGUGCCUCGUUUCGCCUGAGCCCAAAGGGACGUACGGUCUAUGUCGGAAAUUUGCCCUCGGAUGCUUCGGUCGACGAACUGCUCAGCCUCAUUCGGUUUGGCCCCAUCGAGGCCGUCAAGAUCAUUCCCGAGAAAAGCUGCGCAUUCAUCUCCUUCCUCGACCAACUCACCGCCGCCGCAUUUCACUCGGACGCUGUCUUGCGUAAGCUGCGACUUCACGAGAAUGACCUCAGAAUCGGAUGGGGCAAGCCUACUGUCGUCCCGGCCAUCGUUGCUCAGGCGGUGCAGCAAUCUGGUGCGACCAGGAACGUCUACCUCGGCAACCUCGACGAGUCGACAACGGAGGAGAGCCUGCGCGACGACCUGUCGCGGUUCGGCCCCAUCGACCAGGUCAAGAUCGUCCGUGACAAGAAUAUCGCCUUUGUCCAUUUCCUGUCGAUCGGUACCGCCAUCAAGGUCAUCCAGGCUUUGAUCGCCGAGCCCGAGUACGCGGGUAAGCGAGUCUCUUUCGGCAAGGAUCGCACGGCGUACGUUCCGAGGAGUCAACAACAACAGGCGCAGCAUAACCUCGCAGCCGCAGCUAUGGGCCAGAUGGCGGCCAACUAUGGUAUGUACAGUGCCUUUGGCUCGCCUCACUUCCCCGAUGGUGUUGGCUCUCAAACGCUAGGCAGUGACCCCAACGGCGUCCCUGGCAACCGCACCAUCUACCUCGGCAACAUCCACCCCGAUUCGACGACGGAGGAAAUCUGCAACACGAUCCGGGGAGGCAUCCUGCAACAAGUGCGCUACAUCCCCGAGAAGCACAUUUGCUUCAUCACCUUUGUCGAGCCGCAGUGCGCACUCGCAUUCUACCAGCAUGCGUCGUACCAGGGCCUCGCUCUGCACAACCGUCGCCUUAAGAUCGGCUGGGGCAAGAACUCGGGGACGACGCCGCCUGGAAUCGCCAUGGUCGUGCAGUCGGGUGGAUCGCGCAACGUCUACGUCGGCAAUAUCGAGGACUUUGAGCGCUUCUCUGAGGAGCGACUGCGGAAGGACUUUGGCGAGUACGGCGAUAUUGAGCUCGUCAACUUUUUGCGUGAGAAGCAAUGCUGCUUUGUCAACUUCACCAACAUCGCCAACGCCAUCAAGGCCAUCGAGGGCAUCAAGGCGAACCCCGAGUACGCCGGGAUCAAGAUCAGCUUCGGCAAGGAUCGGUGCGGUGGACUGCCUCGUUCGUACCCGUCGACGCAAAGUCGCGUUCGGCACCAUCACCACCACCACUACCACCCUCAGCAAGCUCCACUGCCAGGCGUAGGCUCGCCUUCGGUCGGCGCAGGCCACGACGGUUUCGACACCUCGGCGAUGCCUCACUCGUCGGGUCUCAUGCUCGAGGAUGGCGCGAAUCAGUCCGUCGCCGUCGCAUAAGCCUGUCCUUUCGGUUCCCUUCGUUGUUGGUUCGCACACACGCAUCUGUUCGCUCGGUCGUUCGUCAGCUCGCAAGUUUCUCCUUCCUCUCUCCCAUAAGCCCGUGGCGAAUUCCCCUUCUCACUCUCCCCGCGUUUGUUUUCGCGUUCUCGUCCACUUUCUCGGGUCUUUUCGCUUUCCCACUUUCGGUAGAUAUCUAUAACCCCCUUUUUCUUGGGUUCGUCUGGGGCUUCACUUCAUGGUUCGCGCCUACCUCUGUCCAGUUUGUCCGGUUUGUCCUCUUGGCCAGUGCCCUCUCUGCCGACAAUUUUCUUCAGCCUCAUUUGAAAACAGAAUUCUGGGGAGUAGUUUUCUUUAACUACUGGUUUCUCGUCUUUUGCUCCUUUCUUGCUCUUGUACUCUCCUGCAUGGUCACCCCAAGACACUCGUUCACCCAUCUCCUCCCGAUGUGCUCGCUGCUCAGAUCCUGCCCCUGAACAUCGGAAUUCACACUCUCACAACUCCUCGUACCACCUGGCACACUGAUUUCUACCACUUGCUGUGGUGUGCGGGAGAGUUCCCACCGGAAUGACCGAUCGAGCUGUUCGAAAGACAAACUGCACUGGAGGCAGCUGGAGGCAGCUGAAGCUAGCUGGAGGCGAGCUCGGGGGUGGGCCCCAGCAGCGGCGCUGUAUGCUGCCUGCUGGCUUCGCUUACCCCACAUCCACGCCAGUUCGACCGCGGUCGACUGAGGCUGCCUACGCGCCAUCCAGAUCGGCAGACGACGCGGUCGACUGAGUCACAUCUAUCGAUCGCACUGUGCGCACCUCCGACAGUGAGUGACUGUGACCACUCGUGUACCGGUCAAGUGUGCGCUGCUGACGUGCCCGACCCACCAUGUGCCCCGGCUGGCCCUCCGUAUGACGUUCGCCGUCCCGUCCACCGCGCAGUGGAUACAUACCCGAGCGAGUUCAUCAGCCAUCUUCAUCCGCUGCUAUUCGCUGCUGGACUGGGACCGGCCGUACCAGCGACUGCUCCGACCCAUCCACCGGGACCGUCAGCCGCAGCUGCCCCGCCAACGAAUGGCGUCGCAGGAUCCACUGCACCCUCGGUGGCCUCACCAUCACUUUCGAAUGGAGACGAAACAUCUUUAGCAUCGUCAGAUCCGUUUGUGAGGCUCGUGGCGUCGUUGAGGAAGGCGUUUCAGGCAAGGAAGGGCUGGGGAAUCUGGGACAACACUCGGGGAGCUCAUCACGACUUUCACGCCGUAUUGGUCGACAAGGUCAGUUGCGAUAAACGUCAAAGUGCAUUCUGAUUGCCCUGCAUAUGAUUGAACUCGGAUCUGUUCGCUUGUGUUUGUACAGAACGUUCGUUUUCCUCCCAUCAAGGCUCGACCGGUCUCGGUACCUCCGGGCACACCGAUCCCUCCGCUGCAUUCGCCCAUCUCACCGCUGUCCCCUUCGUCUCCCUUGUUUCCCGACGGCAUCAUGGCUCCGAUAUGGAUCCGAAAGCACCGCGAGAUGAUCCCCGCCGUCUUUAUCCUCGUACUGCGCAUUCACGAAUACGAUUAUGCCCAAGACGCUGGCCCCCUCGAUGCUGCCAAGGCCAAGGACGACGAGGAGCGUCCCCACGAUACGGAGCUCGUCAAAGAGAUCCUGGACCGCAAACGACUUACAAGCGAACGAGGCAUCAAGCUUGCCGUCGUGCUACUGUGCUCUCGACGAUUGCUCGACGAUCCUGCGCUCGAUCAACGGCUCUCGCUCAUUCGGAGGCAGUCGGGCCUCGACUCGAGGGCGUCCUUAUUCGUCAUCUCGCCCGUUCCUCAAGCCGAGGUGACCAAUUUUGUUCAAAGUCUGCGCGAAGAACUGUUCCCCGCCGCAUUGGACUACUAUCGCGAGCAUGGGAGGAGGGUCCGGAGAAAGCGAGCGAGGCAGAUGCCCAAAGGCGGUCUGAGCGACAAGGGUUGGAGCGUGCGGUACGACUACAAAAUGGCCUUCUUCUCCGAGAUGCGAGGCGAGACCGAGGUUGCUCUCAAGUGAGUCUCCUAGACAGGCUAGGGCCCUCACAGAUGUCAGGACUUGAGCUGAGAUGGGAUCCACACAGGCACUACGAAGACUGUUACAAUACUCUGAUCGGAAUGUUUGCAAACAGCACAUUACUCCCUCCACGAACAAAACGAUGGGCCGAAGCAAAAGUGUUGGCAGAUUGCACAAGUGUGAAGGUGAGCUAGAGUCGCGCUACUGUCUCGACUUGCAGAGCUGACCGUUACUCGUCCGUGAGCAGGUGGCCAAGAUGCACAUGUAUCUCAAUGAAACUUCUCUGGCCGUUGCUCAGCUGAACAGGCAUGUCGCAACCUUCCGCGAACUGAGCAAUACUUGGGGCAUUGGGGACAAGACCUUCGAAUUUUGGAGCUGGCAGUCGAAGCAGUAAGCUCGUUCACCCCUAGGCCCACCCUUGGAAAUGUCUGGCUCAUAACUCUGCUCCUCGACGUCUAGAUAUCGCCUGUUUGGCGACCUCGUUGCCAUCGGCAUCAGAAACGGGUUCCGUCUACCCCUCUUGCGACCGGUACCAUCCUCACGCGUGCUGCCUCCAGGUGCUCCCCCACCACCUACUUCGGUGAUGAUGCCAUCCAACGCACUCCAACACCCAGGGCACUACUUCUUCUUGGCCGCAGGGUGCGCCAUCGAACGUUGGGAACGGUUUAAGGCCGUGAAAACGGCUUAUGAAGCUGCUCGGGAUGCCGGUGCCGUCGCCCCGAUACCGGAAGGGGGGAAAAGACCGCCACCGCUGGCGAUGGGGCCGGCCUUAACGCAUGAAUCGAAGGUGGAUCAUGCUGAUGUUAUUAUUGAGGUGCGCACGAUUCUUGCCUCAUUCACUGAAAUCUGUUCUCUGACGAAUGUCACGAGCCGCUCAUGCGUACAGCUGUACACGAAGGCAUACGAGUUCUUCAAAGCCCACAAGACGAAGAAUAUGACGUUCUACGUCGCCUCGCAGAUCGCCUUGACGCACUAUGAAGCUGGGAACCACGAGAUGGCGCUCAAGUAAGCCUUUACACCGGGACUCAGGUCACUCUUCCAAGUCAAUGUGCUGACCCUUUCGUUCCGCAACUAGAUUCAACGACCGGAUCGCCAAGAACUACAGGAAAGACCGAUGGUCCGGUAUGCUCGAUUCGAUCCUGCAGCUUUCGCUGUAUUCGGCGCAGCGAAUAGGAGACUGGGAGUCCGCGAUCCGGUGUUGCUUGGAGUUGAUGGCUCCGAGUCAGUUCCUGGGCGGGCAGCCGCGCAUUGACAUGAUCUGCGUACUGAGCUUCUGCAUCUUUCCCACAGCGUCGCAUAUCACGGUCGAUGAACGCGAUCGGUACUCAGCCUUGGCUUUGGAGAUGAUGCAGGUGAGAUACGGCCGAAUGGUGUCUCUGUACUUAAAGCUUCAGUUGGCUGAUUAUGUGGGUCCCACGUAGACACGUGCCCCUGCAUCGCCGGGGAAGUCGGCGCUCAGCUUCGGACCCGCCGACUCAGCUCCUCUGUGUAAGCCCAAUUCGCACAGGUGUUGCCUUGAUUUGGCUGAUCAUUCACCUACUUUCUCAGUUCAUUGUCGCCUCGCUUUUUGGAGAGCUUCCGUCGACAUUCGGGAUGCUGCACCGUUCCAGCUCGUGCUCGAAGCGCCAACAAGCUCAAGAUCCUCGGCCUUUAUCUUCUCCGAGUUGGUCAUCAGCUUCACCGGCGGCGUGGGACCCAUCAUUGUCUCUCAUUCAGGCGUGGAGACUCCCUCAAAAUCAUCGACUGAAGUCAUUCGGUUGCUCGACGAGGGCGAUGCUCGCCUGGAAGCUGAUCUGUGUUGGCGAGAUGGAAGCACGAAGACAUUUGAAGGCGUGGUCACGGCGAAUGAAUCAUGUGAACUCACAGUGAGUUGUAUACGUGGCUUUCGAGGCUUGCUGGUCACUGACGAGAGAUGGUCGUGGUCGUCCUAGGUGUCUGACGUUGUCUUGAAGACCAAAAUUGGCGAAUGGGAUCUCUCGUUUGCCCUCCAGCCAGAAGUGCCCCCGACGACCUCGGCAGAGUGGUUUCUCAGCUCCACGCAAAGGGUGUCGCUCUCGCAUCUUCAGUCUGGUGUAUGCUCGUAAGUCGACUCUUUCCACUUGUGAAGUUCAAGGACGCUGAUACUCGUAACGUUCUCCCAGGGUGUCGGCGCGCAAGCUUCGUCUCGACUUUUCAAUCGAACAUCACUCACCAGCCUACGUCGGCGAAGUGUAUCCCGUGCACAUCGAAUUCGUGAACGAAGACGAGUUUGAUAUCGAUGUCUACCUCGACAUACUAUUGCAACCGGGUGAAGAUGAAUCUCGUAGGUGUCCCCCUCUCGCCGCAAUCCUCUCAGAUGUGCACAUAAAGCUAACGGGACAUUGUUCCGCAACUCCAGCCAACCGCAUCCUCGUUGACGAAGAAUGGUCUCUCUCGUUCAUCAAAGGUAUCUCACUCGGUACCAUUACGCCAAAGACUCGUCUGCGAAAAACCAUGCACCUCGAAUGUGUCGGCGCAGUAGGUGACCGGCUACUAGAUCUGUCUGUCCGGUCCAUUGCAUCUAGCUUGAAGACGCCACCGGUGGCUGAGGUCCCGAGCGCACCAGAGAAUGGCAUCAUCGAGCCUGCUCCCCCCUCAAACAACUUCACCGAGCUGCUGCGGAGCAUCAUCAUCCCCGCCGUCGCCCCCCUGCGCAGCGCAUUCCAAGUCAUGGUCCAUCAGGAGCGAAAGGCCCUGAAGCCCUUGUUGGAUUUGGCACCGCCGAGCGAAUGGGAUGCGGCUAGCGAUGUGACCGUUGUAGGGACCAUACACGCCGCUGGACCGUGGGAUUUGGAGAUGACGAGUUUGAAGCUCGUUUCGGAGGUGAGUCUUGUGGGGCAAGACUGAUGAUCACGAUCGGAGACUGAACCGCUUCUGCUACAUUCGUCAGCGGACUGGCGGUGUUCGGGUCGUCCAUUCGUCGCUCACACAUUUGGACAAGAAUGUCUCACUCGAUUGGAACGCGAGUGAUCUGUUCAACUGCCUUUUCCAACUCGAGGUGGCGUCUUCACAUACACCCCAUGCAUCGUCAGCGCCUUUCAUCGAGGCGUACUGGCGCCGGCGGAGAAGUGCAGCCGCCGUCAGCCGAACUCUUCUUCCUCUGCCACCAUUGGAACCCGUCAUGCUCGAGCCGGCUGUGACGCUCUCGUUCCCAGCUACUCUGCGUCUCCACGAGCUGACAACAAUGCGGUACAAGUUCUCUAACCCGACCAAUCGCGUCACCACGCUUUCGUUCACCGUCGAGGGAGCCGAACCCGGGACGUUCACCUUUGCUGGACCGCGCAAAUACCCGUCCCUCGUUCUCGCACCCGACGAAGAGAGGACCCUCGACAUGGUCGUCGUACCCCUUGUGGUCGGACCGUGUGCCCUUCCGAGGAUGCGAGUCUUCCACCACGAACGCGUGCCCCUUGCACCCGAAGAUCAACUAAACGAGAGGGAAGCACGUCUCGAUCCCUCCGCACCGAGGGAAUCGGCACGCAGGGCUCGUGAACUGAAGGUCGUCGCCAAGACGACUGUGCACGAGAUCAAGGAUCCGGCCCAGGUGCUGAUGGAAGAGGAUUUGAGAGCCGCGAGAGGCGGGGAUCGCCUAGAUGAUGCGAUUGGAAAUCCACCACCUCCGCCGUUCGUAGUCAUGGUCUUGCCAAGAUGA
Messenger RNA from Microbotryum saponariae, 8116 nucleotides. NCBI's taxonomy places the organism in Eukaryota, Fungi, Basidiomycota, Microbotryomycetes, Microbotryales, Microbotryaceae. The record is from the annotation of a GenBank genome assembly.